AUGAAAGGCAAUUCAAGUAUCAUUUCCGAUGAUAAUACUAUAUUAUUUCUUUUAAUUUUAAUAACAAUUAUUAUAUUGAUUGUUUCAUUAUUUAUUUGCGCUUAUGCUUGGUAUAUCUCUCAUAAUGUUCCACAACGCGAACUUCAAGAAAGAUUCCUCUCUCAAAAUCCGCCGAGAUUCAUGCGUGGAGAUCAAUAUUUACCAACUGGAUACGGACAAUUUACGCAAUUUUCAUACCCUCCUCAAUAUUAUGGACCACAGAUGCAAUUUGGUAUUCCUCAAGGCAUGCCACAAGUUCCUCCAGGCACAAAUAUGCCUCCUGGUUGGGUAUUUCCUCAAAUACAGCCACAACCAGAAAAAAUACAACAAAAUUCCGAUGCUGCAGAAGAAGAUGUUAAAGAAGAUGCUAAAGAAGAAUCACCACAAACUACAGCCUAA
Molecule: messenger RNA, 438 nt
Organism: Trichomonas vaginalis G3
Lineage: Eukaryota; Parabasalia; Trichomonadida; Trichomonadidae
Exons: 1
Coding region: 1-438 (145 amino acids)
Source: RefSeq, a predicted model, not a curated record